This is a messenger RNA of Hevea brasiliensis (rubber tree), 1939 nucleotides long. Its product is annotated as protein RER1A. The transcript has 4 exons. The record is from RefSeq and is a predicted model, not a curated record. Lineage: Eukaryota; Viridiplantae; Streptophyta; Magnoliopsida; Malpighiales; Euphorbiaceae. The coding region runs from base 128 to 742 and encodes 204 amino acids. Gene Ontology annotation, cellular component: Golgi membrane. Gene Ontology annotation, biological process: retrograde vesicle-mediated transport, Golgi to endoplasmic reticulum; protein retention in ER lumen.
UGGAGUGAACAAAUUCGUGAACCUUUAAUUUACUCGGCCGAUUUCUGACCCAAUCGGACCUUGGCCAUGCUUACGCUCCCCUAUAAAUACAUUUAAGAGAACCGCUACUUAUCAGCCGGGCCGACAUAUGGACAGUGUACAGCCCGGUGGAGCCCUCCCCGGGGACGAUCUCUCCUCCCUAUCUUCGUCCCCUGUCACUAUCUUUUCACGGUGGACCUUCGCCGUUUCGCGGCGUUGCCAGCACCUGCUGGACAAGACGGUUCCGCAUAUCCUUUACCGAUGGAUCGCCUGUCUCUUCGUUGCUUUCAUCUACGCCGUGCGCGUGUACUUCGUCCAGGGUUUUUACAUCAUCACCUACGGCCUCGGCAUAUAUAUGCUUAACCUCUUGAUAGGGUUUCUCUCUCCGCAGAUUGACCCCGAGAUCCAUGACGGGCCUACCCUCCCUACCCGUGGAUCCGACGAGUUCCGCCCCUUCGUUCGCCGCCUUCCCGAGUUCAAGUUUUGGUACUCUAUUACCAAGGCUUUCUGCAUUGCUUUUCUCUUGACAUUCUUUGAUGUCUUUGAUGUACCUGUCUUUUGGCCAAUACUCCUUUUCUAUUGGCUGUUUCUGUUUGUUCUCACCAUGAGGAGGCAGAUAAUGCACAUGGUCAAAUACAGAUAUGUUCCAUUCUCUUCUGGUAAACAGCGAUAUGAUGGAAAGAAGGUACCUUCAACUGACAGCAUGAGCCUUCCCAGAGAUUGAAUUCCUAAGCUCAGUGGACGGGGACACAUUUAGGGGCUAAUGGAGGCUUGCUUAGGCGUUGGUGUCCUGAUUCUUCUGGUGGAAGAAUAAUCACUGGUAUGUUCUGUUUUUGGGACCAAGUGGGACGCUCGAGAUUUGUUAUGUACACUGGCUGUUAUUAGUCAUCGAAUCUGCCAAAAACUCGGAAGGGGAAUGAAGCUUCGAGGAUUGCGAAAUAAUUGUGUUACAAGAAAUUAGGAAGUACUUUUACUACACAAAUGUGAAUUCAUUUGCUUUCAUUAUUAAAGGGCUCUACAUGUAGAAAUAUUCUCAAGUUUUUAGGGAGAAUCUCUCUCUCAUUUUCAUUUAUGUGGCGCAGUCCUUGUUUCUUCUUUCUACCGAGUGCGUGUGGCUUCCAUUGCCCUUUCGGGCAGGGGAAGUUCCUUCCCUAGCCCAAUGUCAAUUCCUCCUGCCCCCCUCCCCUCUCUUCCCUCUGCUAAAGGGUGGGUGUAUAUGUUACUUUUUAGUGGUUUUGGUUGCAGAUCUGGUGCGGUACUUACGGACUCCUUUGGAUCUGCUUGUGCCAGUUUGCCGUCGAUGGUUGAUCAUGGCAUUGGUUGAUCUAUUUUCCUUUGUUGGGUGCGUGUUUAGGCUAUGGGCAUGGGCUUCAUCUAUCGAUUUGAAGGAGGUCACCCCGAGGGUAAAAUGUUAGCCUCCAGACUGUGGCUUGCCGCUUUAGCUAUAAAAGAUUGAGAAGUCAUAAGGGCUAUGCCUUCCUGUUUUUCCCCAUCCGUCUUUAUGAUUCUCGACUUCCAUGGUCUAGCGCGUGCUAUUGUUAUGGUUCAAGGUUGUUUAUUUGUUUGUUGCGUGGAUCUUGGAGAGUUGUCUUGCUUAGGACUUUCUGAUGUAGGCGUUUCAGCCGUGUAUGCAUUUGGUUGUGGUUCUUCAACAUGCUGCAACCCCCUCUCGGUGAAUUGAAUAAGUGGCGGCACUGAUCUUUCCUUAUAUAGGUUCUUGGGUCCGGUUGUUAUAUCCACUUCAACUAGAUUUUCCUGUGGGCUCUGAUUUUUAGUGGGCUAGAGUAGGUUCUUUGGAUAGGCUUCUUGUCUUUUGGUCAUGGGUUUCUUUGUAUUGGGCUUUUAAGCUCCCUUUAAAUGAAUCCAUAUAGCAUUUGAAAAAAGAAAAAAGCUAAAAAUGUAUUAUUUAAUAUUUUGAGUA